Molecule: messenger RNA, 3843 nt
Organism: Gryllus bimaculatus (two-spotted cricket)
Lineage: Eukaryota; Metazoa; Arthropoda; Insecta; Orthoptera; Gryllidae
Source: the annotation of a GenBank genome assembly
CUUUUGCUAGUGUCAUAUUCUGUGAACAAUGAAAUUCGUGCGGGUUGCUGUUGACAAUUUUUAGUAAGGUUUUGCAUCCUUUAUAUACUGGUUAUUCCGCGCUGAACGUGCUUGCGUAUGAAUUCGCCAAGGAAAUGGGGUGUCAUAAUCAUUUCCUUACAAGACUUAAUGUAUUCCAGAAUGGGUCCUUGCUCGAAUGAUAUUGCCCUGAGGGUUGUAGGAGGGUGCUAGCAGCUUUCUAGAUAUCGAAUUGUCAUUCCAUACGGACAUAAUGCGGAAAUCUCACGACACGGACAGUCAUUCCACCUGCUCUGCCGCCAACCCGCGGAAGCGGGGUCUGGCCAGAUUCUCGCUGAGAAGACUGCUUUACUCCAGCCCGUUGAUCGCUCGGAGAAUAACCAGGGCUCCCUCCAACACCUCAAGGGCCUCCAAACUUGGCGGUCAAGAAGCUCGUAGCGGACCGUCUAGAGAUUUAGAAAAAGGUGAAGCUGUGCGAGUAGGUGCUGUAGCUGCAGUUGCGUCUCCAAGCAAUGAUCUAAAGAGAACUACUAGUAAGGCAUCUGUACUCACCACAGGUGCAGGCAAGAGUUCAGAUACUGGUAUCUCAGAAUGUCCACUAUGUUUGACUGAACUACCCAACGAAUAUUUCCCAGAGCUUUCUACAUGCCACCAUCGUUCCUGUUAUGAUUGCUUCCAAACAUAUCUUCGAAUAGAAAUUUCAGAGUCUCGGGUUGGAAUCUCUUGCCCAGAAUGUUCGGAGGCCAUUCAUCCUAAUGAUAUCCGAAUGAUUUUAAAUGAUAAGUCUCAAUAUGAAAAAUAUGAAGAUUUUAUGGUGCGAAGGGUUUUGGCUGUCGAUCCUGAUACACGCUGGUGCCCUGCUCCAGACUGUAGUUAUGCUGUGAUAGCAGCUGGUUGUGCUAGCUGCCCAAAAAUAAAAUGUGAGAGGCCAGGAUGUGAUUCUUUCUUCUGCUAUCAUUGCAAAGCAGAGUGGCACCCAAACCAGACAUGUGACACUGCUCGGGCCCAGAGAUCGCCGAAUGUUCGAUCAUCGUCUGUGAGCUUUAGUCAGGAUUCACAGCAUAGAGAUGACAUUAAGCCAUGUCCCCGCUGUCAAGUGUUGAUAGUGAAAAUGGAUGACGGGUCUUGCAAUCAUAUGACCUGUGCUGUGUGUGGGGCUGAGUUUUGUUGGUUGUGUAUGAAGGAGAUCAGUGAUCUCCACUACCUAAGUCCAUCUGGCUGUACCUUCUGGGGGAAAAAACCUUGGUCGAGAAAAAAGAAAAUUCUUUGGCAAUUGGGCACUUUAGUUGGAGCUCCUGUUGGAAUCGGACUUGUUGCAGGUAUAGCUGUCCCAGCAAUGAUCAUAGGUAUUCCUGUAUGGGUCGGAAGGAAGUUAUAUGCUCGAUAUGAGCAUACCAACAAGCAUAAACGUAACAUGGCAAUUGCUGGUGGUGUUACAGCUUCGGUAUUGGUAUCCCCUGUGUUGGCUGGAUUGGCAGUAGGAAUUGGAGUACCAAUACUUCUAUUCUACGUAUAUGGUGUUGUCCCUGUAUCACUAUGUAGGUCUGGUGGAUGUGGUGUUUCUACAACGGGUACAGGUGUACGCUUUGACUUUGAUGAUGAAAACGAGCUCAUGGGAGUUUUGGGCACAAGGAAUACUGAUGCAGUGUCCAUGGAUGCAGUGAGCCACCGUGGUGCCAACCCUUCCAUUGGAGAGGUAUCCCUGUCUCUUGGUAGUGGUAGCCAACUUGAAAGACUAGGUCGAGAGAAUGACCGUGAAUCUGCCAGCAAUGUGGCCUUAGCAGGAGCUAGCUUGGCUGGUAGUAUUGCAUCCAGUGUUCUGCCUGGUGGUCAGAGGCUUGAGGUGCAAGCAGAUGUGGCUUCCACCCAGAGAUUCAGUAUGAGUAGUGAAACUGCAUCAGCGGCCACCAGUUUAUCAGAAAAGUCUGUGUCAGCAUCCAUUGCGGAUGAUGGUGGAGCUUCUACCAGAGCCCUUGCUGGUUCAGUUCUCAAUUUUAAAAUGGAUUCCAGUUCUUUGUCAGGAUAUCGAGGAACAAUUGUUGAUGCAUGCACUCCGGUAGAAGUGCACACUGAUUCAGCAAGUCAACGAAGUGACGAUGCUGCAGGUCCUGCGUCAUUGAGCUCCCUGGAAGAACUUGCAGCUGGACCAACAAGACGCACACGGCGAAGAACUCCUCUAGAUCGACAGGGUAGUGAAAGUAGUAGCUGGACUACUGGAGGAGAAGAUGGAGUUUCAGAAAGAGUGCGUUUUGAUGAUCAUGUUAGCUUUAUUGCACCACCACAAGCAUUUGAAGAUGAUGAGAUACCCGAAAUUGAAAUUGAUAUAAUUGGUGGUCGCAAAGCCUGGAAUGGUGAUGGGCGGUUGCGACAUGAUCUCCCCAGUGAUGACGUGCAAAGUAUGGACUCGUUGGGUAAAAUGUGUUCUGUUUUGUUUGACAAAAGAAAUGCCAAUGAAACAAACAAUAAUAAAAACACUGAAGAGUGUGGUAAAGGAGACGAUGAUGAUGAUGAUUCUGCUGUUAUAAUGUUCAGCAAUACAAAGUCAGAUGUAAUUCUGGAAAAUGCAGGAAAAGACAAGCAAAUGGGUACAUCUGUAAAUGGAAAUAAGCCAUCUUCUGGAGGUUCGUUGCGAAGUCUUAUUUUUCAUCCUCUGUCAUCUGAAAAUAAAAGACUUCCGAAAUUGCGGAAGUCUACUGCAGGAGAUACUUCAACUACUUCCCUUGACAAUGAACAAACUCAACAGCAGCCUUCUUGUUCAAGGCAAGCACCAUCCCUGCCUGUUAUUCCAGAGCCAUAUUCUGAUCAAAUGUCACAAGUAAAUCAGACUGUUGAAAUCAAUAUGUAUAAUGAAUCUACUUAAUAAAACAAAACUGUGUAAUAUAGGUGAAUAAGACUGAAAAGUUAAAUGUUCUGCCUAACUUUGCCAAAACCAAGUAAAUUAUAUGGUUUUAGUUAUACCAUUCCCAUUCUUUAUUAAUUACAUUUUUGUAAGUUUUUCCUAUAUGUACAUAUUAUUUGUAUAAUUUGUGUUCUUUGUAGGGAAUGACAAGUUGAUCCUUAUUCAUUUUUGUCUUCAAGAACACAGCCUAAAAAAUAUAUGAAUGUGCUAAUCUCUAAAGAGUUUGUACACAUUUAAAUUUACGUACAGUUUCAUUUUUCACCCCAAACUUUGAAAAUUAAGCAAAUAGUGUGAUUGUUCGGUAAUAGCUUUCCUAUUUGCAUCUCAAACUCUUCCCAAGAUGGUGUCAAAAUACAUAUUUAAUGUGGACUGAGCAUUAAGAAAAUAGUGUUUAAUUUGCACAAUCACAAGCAUUCCUGUCAUUUGUGGUAAAAGACACCUAUGAUUCAGAAAAUCCAUUAUUUUGUGUGUGUUCUGCCUAUAUUUGUUGGGUUGCUUUAAAUGAAGAUUUGCAAGUUAACACUCAGACUGAUUUUUCAUUUCAUGUAGAAUUAUUAUUAUUUUACUUUUACAUAAUCAUGAAGUUAAACAAAUUUAUUUUUUGCAUAUCUUGGAAAAAGCUGUUUUGAAAUGCCUCCAAUUUCAUUUUCCAAAAUUAUAUUUACAUUUAUUUUUAUUAUUUACUUCUAAUGUAAGUAGAUAUUGCCUAUCUACUUUUCUACCAAGAUUUCUUGCCUUUAUUGCGCAGAUUGUCAGCAUUGGAUUUCUGUGUCAACAUUGCUUUUGAAGUAUAGAUUUUGUUGUGAAAAUAUCAGUUCACUAUAAGAAUAGUUCUUUUAUAUGAAUUUAAUUAAACACAUGUUUUAUGCUUUCCAUAUUAUUAAUAAAAGGCUUGGUUCAAAUUUGCAAGUGUUUCUUUUAUUUCA